Messenger RNA from Symbiodinium necroappetens, 666 nucleotides. Lineage: Eukaryota; Dinophyceae; Suessiales; Symbiodiniaceae. The record is from the annotation of a GenBank genome assembly.
AUGGCCGUGCUACAUGUCUGGGGAGUUUCCGGACGGGAGCUGGCUUCCAUACCUCAGCAAGAACUUCAAGAUGCACGAAUGCUGAAGCAGAUCUUGAGCAAAGUAUGUGGUGUCCCGCGCUUCCGGCAGAGACUACUGCAUGAUGGCGACAGCUUGGAGGACACGGCACGGUUAGACUUGCUGGAGGAUGUGCAACUGGUGUUGCUGGACUACUGCCCGACAUCUAAGCGUGACGUUGCGGAACUCUAUGAUGCUGCAGAAUGCGGCAAUGUGCUGAAGGUUGAGAUUGCGCUGCAACGACCGCAAGACCCGAGCUUGACGACAUCUCCCACUGCCCCCUCACCUCUUCAGAGGGCUUCUCGAAAUGGUCAUGUGGAUGUUGUCCGGCUCCUGUUGGAGGCCAUGGCUGAUAUGGAGAGAUUUCAUUGCUAUGGCUCUACUGCCUUGGGUAACGCAGCUGCUUUCGGCAAGAUGGGAGCUGUGUGCAUGCUCUUGCAGGCCGGUGCCAAAAAAGAUAACGGCACAGUGACGCCACUUUAUGCUGCAGCUGCUGAAGGACACGUAGAGAUUGUGCGCCUGUUGCUGGAGGUUCGUGCUGACGUGAACAAGAACUCGAGCCCCCGAAUCGCCACGACGGCUCUUGGGGCGGCCUCCCUGAACGGGCAC